This is a messenger RNA of Plasmodium fragile, 3462 nucleotides long. RefSeq lists its product as uncharacterized. Gene Ontology annotation, molecular function: phosphoenolpyruvate carboxylase activity. The transcript has a single exon. Gene Ontology annotation, biological process: carbon fixation; tricarboxylic acid cycle. The coding region runs from base 1 to 3462 and encodes 1153 amino acids. Gene Ontology annotation, cellular component: cytosol. The record is from RefSeq and is a predicted model, not a curated record. Lineage: Eukaryota; Apicomplexa; Aconoidasida; Haemosporida; Plasmodiidae.
AUGGAGGACGAGGCGAGCGUCCAGGAGGGAUGCCCCCAAGGGGACAGCCAUGGCGGGCACCAUGACCCGCAUCAAGAUGAGACGCCGGAGCAGACGCAUGAUGACCCGCUGGAACAGGUCGACCCGCAAGAGAAUGCCGAGGGGGGAGACCCCUGCGGGGAGCGAAAGCUCAAGUUCCUCAUCGAAGGCAAAAUGGUGGAAACCAAAAACCCAGUAGAUUUCAUAAAGCCCCUCAAGGACGACAUCAAGGCACUGGAUUUCCUCCUCUUCGACAUGCUCAAGGAUAACCUCCCACACAAAUUAUUCGAAACCCUAUGCACGAUACAUGAUUUAUCGGAACAGUACAGUGAAAACCAAACACAAGAAAAUUUUAAUUCUUUAAAAAAUUCCAUUUACAAUUUAGAUGACCAAUACCUAGGUACCAUUGUAAAUGCAUUUGGCCACAUGUGUGUGUUAUCCAAUUUUGCAGAGUGGGCUCAUAGAGGAAGGAGGAGAAAAGCAUUCGAUAUGUCCUUCACCCCAAACGAAAGAAUAUAUGGGUCUGUGUAUGAAACGCUAAAGGGAACUUUCCACAUGUUAAUUAAAAACGGCUUUGAAAUUAACCAAAUUUAUGAACAACUGUGUAACCAGACAAUAGACUUUGUAUUGACGACCCAUCCGACACAAGCCAUUAGGACAUCCCUCCUGAAAAAUUACAUACAGCUAGCAGAACUGUUACUCAAGCUAGAUAACACAGAUAAAGAAUUAUACAAAAAAAAAAUUUUGUACGAUAAUUUGAAAACGUAUUUACUAGCCGCAUGGAAAACAGACGUCAUUCGAAGAAUUAAACCCACACCCAUUGAUGAAGCCAUAUCCCUAGUCGACAUUGUUGAAAAUUGUAUUUUUUACAGAAUACCUCAUAUUAUGAGGUAUAUAGAUAAUGUAUUUUAUGAAUAUAAUUUACCUCCAAUCAAAUUGGAGUCGAACAUUUGUCUCUUCUCUUCAUGGGCAGGAGGUGACAGAGAUGGAAAUCCAUUUGUUCUACCUGAAACUACAAGAUACGUUUGUUACAUGAACAGAAUAAGAGGAUGUGAAUUAUUCAUUCCUAUGGUAGAAAAACUGAUAAGAAAUUUAACCCUACACCAUUGUACUCAAAAUUUUAAAACGUAUGUUAAACUCCUCGAAGAUGACGUCUCUCAAUAUAUCUUCGAUAAAGAUAAAAAAUAUUUAGCACAAAAAUUUCUUUGGUUUUCUCCCUUUUCCAAGUCUAACAAGAGAGAAAUAUACAGGAGAGCUCUUCUAGUCAUUUGGGCUAAGCUCAAAAGUACUGUGCAAGUUUAUAAAGCUCUCAUUUCUCACCAACCAGUAGAUAAGAAUUUUCAAAAAUUAAUGUUUAAAAAUUCAGAAGAGUUUGAAGAAAUUCUUAUGGAGUGUUAUAGGAGUUUGUCUGACUCGGGAAAUGCUCUCAUUGCUGAAGGGUAUUUAAAAGAUGUUAUUCGAAAUGUUAAAAUAUUUGGCCUACACCUCAUGAAACUUGACAUUAGACAAGAAUCACAGAAACACAUUCAGGCCAUGGAUUACAUAUGUGAGAAAUUACAAACUGAAAAGUACUCCCUUAUGUGUGAAGAAGAAAAAAUAAAUUUCCUUACAAACAUUCUUCAAUCCAAUAGACCCUUAAUACCGAAAAAUAUAGAACAGGAGGAAGAUGUCCCCAGCGAUUUCCUAAACGUCAUAAAAACUUUUGAUGUGUGUUCACAAAUUGAGGAGAGUUCACUGGGGGCAUAUAUCGUAUCUAUGUGUAACCACGCUUCAGACAUUUUAUUAGUGGAGGUUUUUCAAAAGGAAUUGAAAAAAAAUGCAAAGAGAAAGACACAAAGAGUUGUUCCUCUGUUAGAAACAAUUCAAUCUCUUCAAACUUCUUGCACCAUUUUGGAAAAUUUAAUUAAGAACCCAUGGUAUAGAACCCAUUUAAGAACCCAUUUUGAUAAUAAACAAGAAAUUAUGAUUGGCUAUUCAGAUUCAGGAAAAGAUGGAGGCAGAUUCACAUCUGCUUGGGAAUUAUUCAAAGCACAAGAAAAACUUGUACACAUAGGAAAACAAUAUUCUGUAGAGGUCCGAUUUUUUCAUGGAAGAGGAGGUAGUGUUAGUAGAGGAGGAGGACCACAACAUCUAGCUAUACUCUCACAACCAAUCAAUACGAUAAAAAAUUAUCUUAGGGUUACUAUACAAGGAGAAGUCAUUGCACAAGAUUUUGGCCUUAAGGGUAUGAUGCUACGCUCCAUUGAAACAUAUAUCAGUGCACUACUGAAAUGCUCUCUCUUAAAAAAUACCGUCUUGGUGAAGGACGAAUGGAGAGAGCUCAUGGAUGAAAUGAGCCAACUGACCACAAAAGAGUACAGACAGGUCGUGUAUGAAAAUAAAAAUUUUGUGAAUUACUUUAGAUGUGCAACCCCACAGAUUGAAAUAGGAAAACUGAAUUUGGGAUCAAGACCAUCAAAGAGGAAACAAGGAAAUGUAGAAUCGCUCAGAGCAAUCCCUUGGGUUUUCUCGUGGACACAGAACCGAAUGCAUUUACCUGUAUGGCUUGGAAUUGAAAAACUGUAUGACUAUCUCUUAACAAAGGAUAAAUUGUGGCUCAUGCAAGAUAUGUAUAAAAAUUGGCCCUUCUGUACAAGCUUCUUUAACCUUAUUAGCAUGGUUAUGGCCAAGGCCAGCUUGCAAAUUACCGAGGAGUAUGACAUUCUGGUCCCUCAGGAACUAAAGUACAUUGGUGUCAUGCUCAGGGAGAAAUUAAAGAAGGCCAUGGAACUUACGGCUCUCGUUACAAAUGAGAAGACCUUCUGUGACAACGACUUACUUACGAAGCGUUCCAUUGAGAGCAGGACUAAAUGGGUCGUCGUAUGUAAUUUGAUUCAAAUUCAAGCACUUAAGCGAUUGCGGGAGAAGGAACGCGAGUGGGAACUGGUACAAGAGAUGGAUCGACCUAAAAAGAAUAUCGAUGCUACCAUCGGAGAGGAACCAGUGCUUAGCCAAAGCGCCCAUCACCCGACUACUGACCCCGCCACAGCAGAUGGUGGUCCACUCACACCCACGAAGGGAAACCCAAAUGAUGAAGAACAAAAAGUAGGUAAUUCAUUGACCAAGGAUGAGAUGGACAGCCCGUAUGAAAGUCCCAUCAGCCGGAAAAGAAGCAAGCUCAUUCACUCAUACUUGAGCAGGAAAAAAAGCAAAUUAAUUAAAAACCCAAAGUUUCAUCCCUUGCUUGAAUCAUACUCCUCCGCCUACAUACAAAGUGAGGGCGAAAAUGAUUUCCUUUUUGAAGAUCUAGGGGACAUAAGUCUUUCCUAUGAGAGACCCGCAUCCAAAACGAACCACUCCACAUAUGACGAGGUGACAAAGACCUACAUUGAUUACACCUCCCUCAAUGACGCCCUCAUAGUUUCCAUCAAGGCGAUAGCAGCAGGCAUGCAAAAUACGGGCUAG